This is a messenger RNA of Aspergillus thermomutatus, 1800 nucleotides long. Its product is annotated as DnaJ-like protein C11 C-terminal domain-containing protein. NCBI's taxonomy places the organism in Eukaryota, Fungi, Ascomycota, Eurotiomycetes, Eurotiales, Aspergillaceae. The coding region runs from base 1 to 1800 and encodes 599 amino acids. The record is from RefSeq and is a predicted model, not a curated record. Gene Ontology annotation, biological process: cristae formation. The transcript has 3 exons.
AUGAUUGAGGUUGAUGAGGAUGCCGGGGAGGUGUAUUUCCAUAUUCCCUCGCCCAGUUUGUCUUCGUAUGCUGUCAGAUACUCUUUCAAGGCGCCGCUUCCCACGUCGAAGGUACUGGUCGGAAAAGAAGAGGCUGAGGAGGAGGAUGAACAGCCUGAUGGUGAAGCGACUCGGCAGAAAGUCCAUUCAUACGAGGAGGCUCAAGGGCCUGAGAUUACGUUCAAUGCGGGUAUCUCUGGCAAUCUCCGACGCUCUUUUCGUCAGGUCCGAUUUCAGAUUGAGGGAGGAGAAAUAGAGACGCGAGCUGUUCCUCUGCCCCUGUUCAUUGCAGCAAGAGACAUCAGUUUGGGCGCCGGCGUAGCUCAACGCUUUGGAGAUGUCGCGAGCAUGAAAGGUAUUCUGGCCAAACGCCCUUUUGCAUUUCUGCGAGACUCGGCCUUUGCGUUGAACGCGGCACUCCUGCCGACUCCGUUGUUGCAGGCAACCAUUGUCAAAGCAAUUCAGCCCAUUCCUGGGACGCAACCGUUCCACGUCAACGCGAGCGCCAUUGUCACCAACUCGCUCCUAAAAACGCCACCGAUGCUUGGACUACAUGUGACAAAGGAGAUUGGUGAAAGGAAGCACGCCUUCUGCUCUUGGUCCAGCGGUACCAUCCUCUGGCCAGAGGUGCUGAAGGUUUUAUUCAGUCCGAUUGCCCGCCUUGACCUCGAUCCAGAGUCGGCCAUGUCAAUGACCGCUUUUGUCCAACAGAGUCAAUUCCAGUUGGGAUUCCUCUCUGUUCCCAAGCAAACCAGGAAUACAAUGGUGAUGGAUGACGACGAUGACGAGGCGGAGGAGGAGGAUGAAGAGGAGGCUGGAUUUAGACAGAUCCGCAAGAAGGCGCGCAGCGAGGCAGAUGCUGCCGAGUCCUGGCAGACGGUGGUCACUGCAUCACCUGAAGGAGCAGGACUGUCCCUCGCAUAUGCUCGGAAUGUCUUCAAUGGCAAGGCAGCCAGCGAGCUUGCUCGCUCCGAGUGGAGCUCCGAGGGCCAUUAUUCUUUGCCGUCCGCGAGCGAGCCUCGGUCUGUGCGAGUUGAGGUCCGGAGCACGGUGAAUAUGGACCUGUCCCUAGCCUGGAACAUUUCGGGCACGCGCCAGGUAGGCAGAUUCACCCGCAUGGGCUUCGGAGUUGGUGUCGAAGGAGGCCGUGGCCUCGUCAUGACAGCCUCAUGGAGCAGACUCGGGCAGAAGAUCAGCCUCCCCAUUGCGGUCUGUCCGAUGGAUGUCGUUAAUGCAGAUGCCGCGGCGCUUGCAGUCAUCUUCCCCUGGGUGGCUUACUGCGCACUUGAAUUCGGAUACAUCCGCCCUAGAGAACGGAGGCAGCGUCGCCGCGCCAUUGCUCGGCGGCAAAAGCAGCUGAAGAGGUUGAUUCCGAAGAAGAGAGCAGAAAGUCAACAGGCAAUCGAACUCAUGGCCGAACAAGUACACCGCCGGCAAGCGCGGGAAGAAGAGCAAGGUGGUCUGGUCAUCACCAAAGCUGAAUACGGCCAUUACCCAUCGCCGAAGAAGUGGGCAAAUGACAGCGCUAAGGAUUUGGAGAUCGCUGAUGUGACGAUUCCGGUGGCUGCGUUGGUGGAUCGCGGCCAGCUGGUGAUAACAAAGGACAUUGUCAAGUUCCAAAUUCUUGGCUUCUACGAUCCCGCGCCUCUUCUCCCGAAGAAGCUGAAGAUUUGGUAUACUUAUCACGGAAAAGAGCAUUUCGUGGAAGCAAACGAUUCGGAGGGCGUUGCAUGUCCUAUGCGCGCGCAUCUGCUUGGUUGA